Molecule: messenger RNA, 5114 nt
Organism: Heterocephalus glaber (naked mole-rat)
Lineage: Eukaryota; Metazoa; Chordata; Mammalia; Rodentia; Bathyergidae
Gene: Gpr88
Product: G protein-coupled receptor 88
Biological process (GO): G protein-coupled receptor signaling pathway
Cellular component (GO): membrane
Molecular function (GO): G protein-coupled receptor activity
Source: RefSeq, a predicted model, not a curated record
GAAUUUAACAUUAAAAAAAAAGAUAAAAAGUUCUAAAAUGGAAAGCCACUUUUGUUGCUAACACUAGGGAUUCUUCAGGGCCCUUGCUUUCCCCCCGACAUGCACUUUUAAAAAUAAUCAACUUCAUAUUUUAGAGCAGUUUUAGAUUCCCAGCAUAUCUGAGCAGAAGGCACUGAUUUCCGGUACCUCACACGCUGUCCCGGUUCCGACCCUCUCCACCAGUGGGGCACUUGUGAUGGCGGAUGGCGGGCACUGACUGACACAGAACUACACGCAGUCCACAGGAGGGUUCGCUCUUGCUGCUGCAUAUUCUGUGGGUUUGGACAAACUUAUGACAGGUAGCCAUUACUAUAGUACCAUACGGAGUGGUUUCCCUGUCUGAAAAAUCCUAUUCUCUGCCUAUUCACUCCUUCCUCUGCCCUAACUCUGGUGACAUCUACUUUCAAUCUCCCUACCAUUUAUUUUUACCCUACAACCCCUUCUACCAUUACUGAAAUACAAGUUAAAUUCUGGACAGGAAUCUGGUAAUGAGAAUAAAACAUUAUGAUUUAAAUUACAGCUUGGAGAAUUUCUGCAGGUAAUUACCCAUGCCUCUUCUCACCAAGGCGGCGGGGGGGGGGGAUUUCAAUUAGAAUAUAAAGUAAUUCUCCUUAAGACUGUGAGAAGGAAGAGACCAGUCCCGGGUAUUGGGAGUGUAUUUAUUUCUGGGAAAAAUCACCCGUCUAGAAUGCAUCAGACUGAGAUGAAGUACACUGUGGGUAUAUUCAAUUUAAUUCUAAAGUCGAAGACAGAAAGAAGAAAGGGAAAAUGAAGCAGAGUGAAAAAUAAGGUGAUGGAGAGAAAAAAAGGAAUCUUGUUAACUACAGGACUCUGAGCAAGAUAUUUUUCUUCCCUUUACAAGUUAGAAGCUAUUGAAUAAUUCAUCCCAAGCAUGGAAAGGCUGUCUCGUCCCUGAGUGAUGUAUAACAGAGCAGGAGAGAGCUUCGAGUGGGUUCACCACAUCAGCCAGCACUCUCGCUUCUGAGUGCAGGGCGCUCUCCUCUGGAGCUCAGCUUCUGCAGCCAAGCAUCCUUGCUGCUGUGCUGCCUGCCCACCCGCCUGGGCAUGCAGCCUGCCACUUUACUUUCUCCAGCCCUGCUGCCAGCCGAAUAGUCUCCUGCAGCUGCUGCUUCCUGCCUGGGACCAUGUGUGUGGACGCGGCUUGGGAGAAGCGGGGCACUUGCUCCUGGCACAGAUCCCAGCAGAGCUUCUCCUGUUGAUUUCUGGACCACAGAUGCUGCUGCUGAGGAGGUAUUUCCUGGCAUCCCUCCCUCUGCCAUCAUCAAAGGACCGGCCCCAAGACAAGCUGUCAAGUGUCAGGAUGGGCAGCGCUGCAAGAAGCCGACGCUAGGGCGCGAGGUGCGAAGAGUUGGCCAGAAUGACCAACUCCUCCUCCACGUCCACCUCCUCCACCACCGGGGAAUCGCUGCUGCUGCUCUGUGAGGAAGAGGAGUCGUGGGCGGGCCGGCGCAUCCCCGUGUCCCUCCUGUACUCGGGCUUGGCCAUCGGGGGCACACUGGCCAACGGCAUGGUCAUCUAUCUCGUGUCGUCCUUCCGAAAGCUGCAGACCACCAGCAACGCCUUCAUCGUGAACGGCUGCGCCGCCGACCUCAGUGUCUGCGCCCUGUGGAUGCCUCAGGAGGCGGUGUUGGGGCUGCUGCCCGCGGGCUCCGCGGAGCCCCCCGGGGACUGGGACGGCGCCGGGGGCAGCUACCGCCUACUGCGGGGCGGGCUGCUGGGCCUCGGGCUCACAGUGUCCCUCCUGUCCCACUGCCUCGUGGCUCUGAACCGCUACCUGCUCAUCACCAGGGCGCCCGCCACCUACCAGGUGCUGUACCAGCGGCGCCACACGGCCGGGAUGCUGGCGCUGUCCUGGGCGCUGGCCCUGGGCCUCGUGCUGCUGCUCCCGCCCUGGGCGCCUCGGCCCGGCUCCGCGCCCCCGCAGGUGCACUACCCCGCGCUGCUGGCGGCCGCCGCGCUGCUGGCGCAGACCGCGCUGCUGCUGCACUGCUACCUGGGCAUCGUGCGCCGCGUGCGCGUCAGCGUCAAGCGGGUCAGUGUGCUCAACUUCCACCUGCUGCACCAGCUGCCCGGCUGCGCCGCCGCCGCCGCCGCCUUCCCGGCCGCCCCGCACGCGCCUGGCCCCGGCCCCGCGCAGGCCCAGCCGCUGCCGCCUGUGCUCCAGCCCCGGCGCGCGCAGCGGCGGCUCAGCGGCCUCUCGGUGCUGCUGCUGUGCUGCGUGUUCCUGCUGGCCACGCAGCCGCUAGUAUGGGUGAGCCUGGCCAGCGGCUUCUCGCUGCCCGUGCCCUGGGGCGUGCAGGCGGCCAGCUGGCUGCUGUGCUGCGCGCUGUCCGCGCUCAACCCGCUCCUCUACACGUGGAGGAACGAGGAAUUCCGCCGCUCCGUGCGCUCCGUCCUGCCGGGCGUCGGCGACGCGGCUGCAGCCGCCGCCGCCGCCACAGCGGUGCCCGCCAUGUCCCAGGCACAGCUGGGCACCCGCGCCGCCGGCCAGCACUGGUGACCCGGCCGCCGCCCGGGUGAGCGAAGCGAGGGCCUUCCGAGGUCGCGGGCCACCCUCGCCUCCUCCCCGUGUGAGGUACCCCCUGCCCUGGCGAAGACUUCCUCCGGGAACCCAGAUACACCCGCGCGAAGAUUUCGCCCUCGACUCCCUGGGGUACCUGAGUCAAGGUCUUGCCCUAAAUUGGGUCCCGAAGUCGUUUGUGGACGGUCACCUGAUUUUCACUUUUGUUUCUGUAUUUUAGAGACAUUGUUAAGUCAACACACUGGAGACAGCGAGGGCUUGCAAACUGGCAUUUAGAAGGAACGGGCUAAUUUAUUUCAACAUUGUUUUUGCAAAAGCUUUCAUAACAUAUUACCUUUCCUACCUUCGUCGUCUUAAGCGCCUUGAGUGUGCAUGAGCCAAAGGACAUAAUAUUGAGGAAGGGAUAAUUGUAGGAGUAUUAGAAAGGAGGGUAUCUUUGAUGAUGCUUCAUUCUGUUUAGUCUUUGUAGAUCAGCCUGGAAGACUGAAGCCACAGACAACCUGCGCAGCGCCGGUAUUAACUGCCAUUAAGACCUCAAGUCCUUUAUUUUUAAAAGGGUUUUUAUAAAGUUAAGUCAUUCUUCAAUGAGAUAGAAUCAUAGCCAGUGAAGAAAAAGCCCCCAAAUUUAUUAUUUUACAUUGUUUCCACUUCUGAGAUUAAUGUUAGCAUUGAGCAUUAAAUGAAAAAUUUCCAGUUUGUUAAUUGAUGGUCAGAGCCAGAACACAAACAAGGGGGUUCUCUAUUUUAGGUACCAAUUUCACAUUUUCUAUAGCAUGCACACUUGUUGCUACCCUCCUUUUGUAACCAAUUGAUUUGCCUUAUGAGUGUAAUUGCAGCUUUGAACAUUCUGUACUAUAAUGGUUGCUAAGGAGAAUAAGUCCGUCUGUUUUCUCUUUCACAUUUAAAAUAUCUCAAUGCACAUGAUAUAAUUAAACACUACUAAUACCAUAACUGCAUAGCUAACAUUAGCUGCUAUUGCAUGUUCCUAGAUGCUAGAACUUAUUUGGCAUGUGGAUACUAAAGCAAUACCUAUUAGACAAGGACAGUUUACUUCUUCCAGACACCAGAAGAAAUGACCUUCAAUUAUUUGGGCGGAGACACAGAGACACCUCUGGCUACCUAGAGUUCUGCAUGUCUUGAUCUAACUUUUGAAAAAAAGCUCCCAGUUGGGACUUUGUCUCACAAAUGGAGCCAUAGUCAAGAUGGGUCAAUAAUAUGGUUUGGCUCUGCAAAGUCAUCCAUGCUCUUUCAUGGUUUAAACAAGCCACACAUUAGAGAGAAAGUAACACUGUUUCUAUGUAGUUCAUAUAUAUUACCAUGACAUUCAACAUCGGUAUCACAUCUAUUGAAGGAAGUAUAACUCAGCUAUAUACAAUGAACAGUUCAAAUGAGACUCUGUUCUCAAAUGUAUUAUUUGAGGUUUGUCAUUUUCAUGUUUAGUUUACAAAUUUUAUUUAGGAACAUUUGAAAUGCAAAAUGUAAAAAGUACUUUAUAAAACUAAAAUGGGAAGAAAGUAAUUUUAAUAACAACAUAUUAGGCUGCUAAUUACAUCAAAUAUGGAGCAAAAUAGCUUCAAUUAAUUGUGUAUUACAGAAACAAAAAGAGCUUGCUUUGCUGCACUCUUGGACAUUUUAAGCCAGGAUAUUAGGAGCACUUGUGCAUUUGAAUAAUUAUGGAAGUGACAGAAGACCUUGUCAUGUUUGUAGUAAAACAAAAUAAAUAUGUUCAUUGCCAAUAAUAAAUCAGCAGUCAUUUUAUUAUCAAUCCCCUUUAUGCAUGCACCAUUUCUCUCUGAAAAAGGUUUCAUCUAUUCCCUUUUUCCUUGAUUCAGAUAUUAAAGUUCAGACAACUAUUCUUCUGAGUUUUUUUUUUUUCCUUCUGUCUCUGGUUUUCUUGUGUACCCUCUUGAGGACAUUAGAACAGAAGACAAUGGUAUUCCAAAGUACAAAUGAGGGAAGUAACUUCUUUUUCCUGGCUGUAAUUUUCAGUUUCUACAAGUAUUUCUACCUUAUGUAAUUAAAUAAGCUUCCUAUGCCAGCAUUAAGAAGAAAUAGGCAUAAUUUCUUUUCUGUAAGUAUGGAAAAUGGGCUUUAAUAACAGAGUUGAAGAUUUUCUAUUUUGGAAGACUGGGGAAACUUCUAAAUCUCUAUCAAAAAAGUCUUUUAAUUGGACCUUUGUCUUUGUUUCUUAUUGUGAGGAAGUGUAAGCAGUUUUGCUCAGGGUUCUUGUAGACAUUUGUGACUUUCAAAAACAGAUUUUCUAGUGUAUUUCUGGUCUCUUGAAAUGUUGCUGGUUAGCACUAGAACCAUCUUCUGCUGGCUCCAUGCCAUGUGGGAGACCUACUUUAGUUUAAUUUGCUGGUAAUUAACUCCACAGGACUGAUUCACUUUUAAUUUCAAAGUAGCAAUGAUGUAUCUAAAACCGCCUUACUAGGGUACUAGCUAAGUGUUGGAGCUAUUGCUUUGACAAAUUAAGUUAAUGGAGACUGUGUUCUUGUUUAAAUGAAACCACAUAUUAUCCACUCAGGAAUAA